GCGAUGUCAGCAUCACUUGUUCAAUAUCACCUCAAAGCCAGCAGCUUCUACAAGGAGAAUUUACUCUGAAGCAGAUUUCAGGCUCAUUCAGUCAGAAAAAACCAUCAACCACCAACUCUGCUACAUUCAAGAUCCUCAAAGUAGAUUUUGACAAGGAUGGAUUAUACCAGUGUGAAUAUUCACAUGACUCCAGCAUCUCCACAAGUGACUCUGUCACCGUCUCUGUUACUGUGUUGCUGCAGCAGCCCAGGAUCUCUGUGACAUCUCCAGAUGGAAGACUUGCUAUGGUUAUAGAAAUCAUGAAGGGCUACAGCUUCAUCUUCACCUGCUCAAACAAUGAUCGCUAUUCAGGAGGAGUUUUCAAUCUCAUCUACUCUGGCUCCAACAUGAAACACAAUAAGACAUCUGUCAACAGCUCAGCCUCCUUUAGUUUCCCUGUAGCUGACUUUGGACACGAGGGCCGCUACAGCUGUGUGUAUGAGAUAACUCUGACAGAAGGAACAUUCACUUCUCCUGAGGCGGAGUGGAUUUAUGUCUCCGUUAUAUAUUCAAGAACUCCAAUCCUGAGAUAUGUUCUCCUGCCUCUGGUUCUGCUUUUGGAGAACAUUGCCCUUCAUUUCUACUAUAAGGUCAUCAAAAAGCAGAAAUCAGACAAAAAGGAGAACAAUGAGACGGAUGUUUCCAGAGCUGAAGAAGUGGAGGCCGAGGAGGAAGCGGUCCAAGAAAUAGAAUAGAAUUGAAACACAUAGAAACACACACAAGUUUAAAAUCCACUAUCUGAUUUUAUCUAUAUCUAUC
This is a messenger RNA of Maylandia zebra (zebra mbuna), 798 nucleotides long. RefSeq lists its product as uncharacterized. NCBI's taxonomy places the organism in Eukaryota, Metazoa, Chordata, Actinopteri, Cichliformes, Cichlidae. The record is from RefSeq and is a predicted model, not a curated record. Gene Ontology annotation, biological process: immune response-regulating signaling pathway.